GUAGAUGUUAAUGAGUGUGAGGUGUUUCCGGGGGUGUGUAUCAAUGGGAAGUGUGUGAACACCGUGGGUUCCUUCAUCUGCCAGUGUCCCCCUGGGAUGACUGUCGACGCCACCGGACGGACAUGUAUAGACCUGCGUACAGAGCAGUGUUAUCUGAGCCACGAGGAUGAGCGUUGCGGAGCCCCUAUCCCGGGUCGUCACCGUGUGGACGCGUGCUGCUGCUCAGUGGGUGUGGCCUGGGGCCCGGAAUGUGAUGAGUGUCCGGAGAAAGGUUCUCAGGAGUACAGCCAGCUCUGUCCCAGGGGACCCGGCUUCGCUAACAGAGGAGACUUCAUUAAUGGACGGCCCUUCCUCAAAGGUAUUCCUCAUACGUUCCAUUUCAAACCUAGUCCCUUCCCCUACCUCCUAUACUCCUUCAGGUCCUUUCUCAAUGACAUGAUGAGUGUGAGCGGAACCUCUGCUGUGUCGCGGUGUGAGUGUGUGAACAACGAGGGCAGCUUCCAGUGUGUGUGUCCGAAGGACACGAGAUUGCGCCCGACGGAUCCGCCUGUCUCGUGA
Molecule: messenger RNA, 558 nt
Organism: Salvelinus sp. IW2-2015
Lineage: Eukaryota; Metazoa; Chordata; Actinopteri; Salmoniformes; Salmonidae
Product: fibrillin-2-like
Molecular function (GO): calcium ion binding
Source: RefSeq, a predicted model, not a curated record